Messenger RNA from Symbiodinium sp. CCMP2592, 726 nucleotides. The record is from the annotation of a GenBank genome assembly. NCBI's taxonomy places the organism in Eukaryota, Dinophyceae, Suessiales, Symbiodiniaceae.
AUGGCGGCUAACUUAGCUGGCAUGAAGCCGAGGAUCAUCCAGUCAUCCACGGUGACCUGCAAAUCCCGGAGCCUAGCUUUGCAUUUGGUGACCGAAUCUGCCGUUGCUGUGGCUAGGUCCAUUUGUGCAGGCUUCUGCUUCCGGGCUUUGCGUCAUGCGCGACCUGAGGAUAUGGAUAAGCUCAACAAAGUAAUAGAUCCAGCAGUUGCUCCGAAGGCCUUAGACCUGGGCGACCGUGCUCUUUCGAAGCAUGUCCCUGAUGUCUCCGCAAGCAGUCCAGACCAGGCGGUCAAUGUGCUAGGCAAGAAGGGUCCUGUGCCCAUCUCAGCCAAGCAGAUCCGAGUGGAUCCAUCGAAGCUCGACGCAAGCAACAAGACCCAACUGGAGCCACUCGUGGACUGGCUGAAACACGAUAAGCAAUACAAGGAGGAACAGAAGGAGCUCAAGAAAAAGGCGGAUGCUGCAAUCCUUCAUUUCCAGAACAGCUACAAGGAUAUGGCAGCCAGGGGCAUCAAGGGGGCUGCAUUCGACAAGAGCUCUCUCAUCGAAGACGCGGAGGAGCAGCGCAUGAAGGAGCUUCCAGAGCCUUGGCGGCUUUGGGGCUCUUCCGGACUUCUUCUGGUCCUGGGAGUAGCCGCUGCCAUCUCAUUGGGAAUUGUCUGCAGAAGAGCUCGCGUGGUUGCGGAGACCGUGCCCCUGACCGAUGCCUCUGACUUGGAGAAGUAG